AUGGAUGGACCAGACAAGGGCGACGCGAAGGCCGUCGUUCGCGGAUACAGGGUGAGGUCAACAACAAGUACGCGACAAGGCAUCGCUACAACCGCUGCGCAUGUGUUGCAAGGGGGCCAUUUCCCCAGAGAAGGCUCGGUUGUAAUACCUGAGACUGUACACACAAGCAUCGCCCACAAGCAACGCUUCAGGAGCGAUGUUCAAGCUCAAUUCGACACCUUGGGUACACCAGAGAUGUUCGGAACCUGGUCUGUCGAUUUAAUCGUGGAGCGCCCCAUGUUUCAUUUUGUGCUGUGGACGGUACGGUCGCUGGCGGAGCUUAUCGAGCAGAACAAUCGAGGUGGACGACACACCAUUAUUUCAUGCGACGCCGAGCCGGAGGAUCUCGAGCUGCGUGAGAUUGUUCAACGAGUUCAGGUUCACCGCCACACCGAGAAAUAUUGCGUCCGCUACCGGCAGAAUGACGACAAGUUUUGUCGCUUUAAUUUUCCUAAGCCCAUCUGCGACUCAACAUGCAUCAAGGAGUGCGAGAUUCUUUACAGGCGUGGGCCUGGCGAUGUGAUGAUUAAUCCGUACAACCUGGAUCUAUCACGCUACUGCAGGAGCAAUACUGAUAUGCGUCUGCGUCUGAACAUCGGUCCAAGGGCCCAUCUCUACAUAUCAAAAUAUAUCUCCAAGGUUGACGACAAGUCUGAGGGGUCGCUCAACGUCACAGGGACUGUGGAUCAGGUAGAUCAAAAGUCCGCUUGGGACAAGGUUCGAUUCAUUGUCAACUACCGUCAAGAAUACACCAACCGCUCAGCAAGACCCCCUCCCUACAACAUUAACGAUUCUGAUCAGGAUGAUGGUCAGGACGAUGAUGAUGCACAGGAGGAUGACCUCGAUAUAGAUCAGAACCAAGAAGCCGAGGGCGUUAAUGACCAAGAUCUCGCCUACUCGACAGAUAGACAUAAGCCUUUUGGAGGAUUGCCUAUAGUGUUGCUUGGCGAUUUGAAGCAAUUGAGACCGGUUGUAAAAGGGCUCUCCAACGACCCUCGUCAGUGGAUCACUUUUGCCUGUGAGUACUCGUUGUUUGUGGAACUGAUUCUGGACCAGAACUGUCGCCAGAGAGGGGACCCCGAGUUCUACAAGUUUUUGGACAUUAUCCGAUCUGGUCCAACCUCAAGACAGGACAUUGAUCUCGUACGGUCAAGCUUUUCGCGCCGAGACUUACACAAGUUCCUUGAAGUGCAUAUGCGCUCCUUGACGAUACUCACAGCACGCACCAAGACAGCCAAUGAUCACAAUGACGAGGCAAUGGACAACCCCUUGGACGCUAACACCAGGGUGGUGUUUAUUGCUGAGGAUUCGCGUGGGAAUACCUCUGAUGCAGCGAGUUGGAUAUUGGCUAUCGAGGGAGAUACAGGUCUGCAGACGGAGCUGACACUAUGGAUUGGGGCGCUUGUUAUCGUCACAUCGAAUCUUGCUCCUAAUGCCGGCGUUAUGAAUGGAUCAAUCGAAGUGGUCAUGGAGAUAGAAUCAAGUCAUGUGCAGGGUGAGAACGGAGGAAGACCUGUUCCUGAGGAGAUGUCCCACUAA
Molecule: messenger RNA, 1578 nt
Organism: Linnemannia hyalina
Lineage: Eukaryota; Fungi; Mortierellomycota; Mortierellomycetes; Mortierellales; Mortierellaceae
Source: the annotation of a GenBank genome assembly